Chrysoperla carnea is the source of this 2262-nucleotide messenger RNA. It is a transcript of the gene CoRest, whose product is annotated as REST corepressor 1. Lineage: Eukaryota; Metazoa; Arthropoda; Insecta; Neuroptera; Chrysopidae. Gene Ontology annotation, biological process: regulation of transcription by RNA polymerase II; negative regulation of DNA-templated transcription. The coding region runs from base 144 to 1823 and encodes 559 amino acids. Gene Ontology annotation, molecular function: transcription corepressor activity; sequence-specific DNA binding. The record is from RefSeq and is a predicted model, not a curated record. Gene Ontology annotation, cellular component: histone deacetylase complex; transcription regulator complex. The transcript is spliced from 7 exons.
UUGGUUUGGUAGUAGCUACGCUUGUUUGUCGUUUAGAUAAUUCUCCUAAAUCAAUUUAUUUCAAUUAAAAACUAUUCAAAUUUAAUUUUUUAUUUUGUAAAUUUAUUAAAAAAUUGUAUAAAUAAUAAAAAGGUAUAUGAAAUAUGGUGCUCGCAGAGAAGGGGUCUGAAAAUGCACGAAAUGGCAGAAGAUCUCGGGGGCCGAGCCCCAAUGGACAUGUUGUUGCAGAAUCAACUAGUGAAGAUGAAAGUGUGCCAGUUGAUAAGAUUCGUGUUGGACGAGACUACCAAGCUGUAUGUCCACCAUUACAGCCAGUUGAAACAAGGAGGCCCGAUACAUUACAAGAUAGAGCUUUAUUAGUGUGGUCACCAACAGUCGACAUUCCGGAAACAAAAUUGGAUGAAUACAUAACGUUAGCAAAAGAGAAAUAUGGCUACAAUGGUGAACAAGCAUUGGGUAUGCUAUUUUGGCAUAAACAUGAUUUAGAACGUGCUGUACUUGAUUUAGCUAAUUUUACACCAUUUCCCGAUGAAUGGUCUGUUGAGGACAAAGUAUUGUUUGAACAAGCAUUUCAAUUUCAUGGUAAAAGUUUUCAUCGUAUACGACAAAUGUUACCGGAUAAAAGUAUUGCUAGUUUAGUCAAAUAUUAUUACUCAUGGAAGAAAACACGUACGCGUACAAGUUUAAUGGACAAACAAGCACGUAAAUUAACAACACAACGUGAUGGCACAACAAUUGUAGGUGGUGUAGUUGUUUCUGGUGGCGGAGGUGGUGGUGCUACAACUGGUGGUGUCAUAGAUAUAAGUGCAACGUCUGAUGGUAACACAUCAGAUAACGGUGGUGUUGGUACAGGUGGCGGGGGUGGUUCAGCAUCAGCUGAUGAAUCAGAUACAGAUGAUAAGAAUGAGGCAGGAGGUAUUUGUGGAAAUUGUGGAGUUAGCUGUUCCUUAACACAUCAUUCAACAAAGGGUCAACAAUUAUGUCAUUCAUGUUAUCAACAUUGGAGACGUACAGGUACAGCCCGUCCAACAUCUGGUCCAGGUACACAUACUUCAGGUAGGCGUGGAGGUGUUGGUAGUAUACAACGGCAUAAGCGCCGCCCACCACGUGGGAUGUAUAUUAAUCAUGAUGACUUAGUUGCAAUGGCUGCAUCACCACAUGGCCAAUUAAUGUUACGUGCCAUGGAUCGUGAAAUUAUAUCAUUAAAGCGUCAAGUCCAACAUAAUAAACAAAUCAUAAGCACAUUAAAGAAGAAAACAUGCGAUGGUAUACAAGAUCUACAACCAAAUAUCCAACAACAUUUAAACAUAAUAAACAAUACAACAAAUAUCUCAGCGCAACAAUUAACACAACAGACACAAAUCAAUGCUAAAUGGACACAAGAUGAGUUACUAUUAGCGGUACAGGGUGUACGUAAAUAUGGUAAAGAUUUUAAAACAAUAGCUGAUGUGAUUGGUACCAAAAAUGAAGCACAUUUAAAAUCGUUCUUUACCAAUUAUCGUAAACGUUAUCAUUUAGAUGAUAUUAUUAAAGAUUAUGAAUUAGAACAUGGUGUUAUACAGCCUUUAAGUAGUAAUACUGAAAAUACUGAAAGUACUGAAACGGUAACAAAUAAUAACGAUACAAAUGGCAAUAAAAUGGAUAUAGAUACAAAUCAUUCAAAUAUUAAUACUGAUAAUGAUAAUAAAGUUGAAAUCAUGGAUACAACAAUAGCAACAACUACACCAACUACAACAAUUACAGAUUCAACAUCGAAUGGUGUUAGUAAUGUAGAUAAUUUAAAGAAUAUACAAUCAAAAUCUAUUAGUUUACCAUCAAAAUGAUUUUAUAUAAUAUUAUAUUAUUAUAGUUAUAGUUGAUUAUUAACUCAAACGCUGAAAGAAUCGGACAUCAAAAUAUUUAUUCUUUUCUUUCGCUUUUACAUUGAAGUACAACUAAGUCCGUUUAAUCUAUCCACCUAAAAAAUCUUCCCAGGAAAGCUCUCAAAUAAAAUUCUUCCUUUACAAAAGCUUUCGAGCUGGAGGCCGGAGAGGAGGGGGCAACUUACGAUAACCUUACAUUUAAUCUUUUGUUCUGUCUCUUACAGCUUACAAGAUUUUAUGAAUCCAAGAGCCAAACACGCUAUAAAUAUUGUUGAGAUUUUUUUUUCAUUGAGAGCUUUCCUGGGGAGAUAUUUAGUUGGAUAGAUAAAAAUGGCCCACCGUGUAUAUGAUUUUGUUAAACCACCAUUUAAAUUAUAAACUAAAAUACAUAAACUAACAA